AUGUCAAUCCAGAGACGUCCAGCUGUCGGAAUGGAGACCAUGUGGUUUAAACCAAAUGUUAAUGUGAUUGGAGUUUGGCGUUGCAACAGCAAAAAUGACCGAGAUGCUGUUUUAGACAAAUUAUGUAAAUCAUUUGCUGGUUUGCAUACUCACUACGAUAAUGGAGACUUUGUGUUCCAAAAAAGAGAUGUUCCUGUAUUCAAAAUCCCAGAUGAAAUUAAAAACCUUGUUGAUAUAGCAAAAUACGUCGACUUGCAUUGUACAAGAAAGCCUACAACAGCAUUAGCAUCUAUUGCAGUUGCUGAGGAUGCCGUUGCUAUUGUUGGCAGCCACUCCGUUUUAGACGGAGGUUCAUUAUCUUACUUCAACAAGCUUCUUGCAGAGAACAGAGAUAUACCUGAGAUAGGAUUGAAUCCAAAUACAUUAGAACCUUUCAUGGAAAAGAUCAAAGCUGCUAAUUAUUACUUACCAUCAAGACCAUGCGAUGAAAGUGCUGUCCGCUAUGCUUCUAAGGAUGGCCCACGUCUCACAACAAAUCCUUACAUCAUUACUAUGUACGAAAACCUGAAGAAAAAUGACUUCAAGAUUUAUAAUCAAAAAGACGACAAAUUACAUGGAUUUACUGAAUCUUUGUUUGCGUCCCAGAUACUUUCUAUGUCUGCUUUCAACGGAAAGUUCGGCAAAUCAGGCAUGUGGAAAGUUUUUGGAACUCGUCCUUACGCAGAGAAGAAUUACAAGCUCACGCAAGGCCAAUACUACUCUAACUUCAAUGUAAUACCAGAGAAUGUUACAGAGAACGACACUUUGCAAACAUUGAUGAAGAAAUCAGAUCAAAAAAGGUGCUCCAUGGGCUUCAUUGAGAGGAUACUUGGAUAA
Messenger RNA from Trichomonas vaginalis G3, 876 nucleotides. RefSeq lists its product as uncharacterized. The record is from RefSeq and is a predicted model, not a curated record. The transcript has a single exon. Lineage: Eukaryota; Parabasalia; Trichomonadida; Trichomonadidae. The coding region runs from base 1 to 876 and encodes 291 amino acids.